Ictalurus furcatus (blue catfish) is the source of this 1948-nucleotide messenger RNA. It is a transcript of the gene htra4, whose product is annotated as HtrA serine peptidase 4. Gene Ontology annotation, molecular function: protein binding; serine-type endopeptidase activity. Lineage: Eukaryota; Metazoa; Chordata; Actinopteri; Siluriformes; Ictaluridae. The record is from RefSeq and is a predicted model, not a curated record. Bases 258 to 1646 code for a protein of 462 amino acids. The transcript is spliced from 9 exons. Gene Ontology annotation, biological process: programmed cell death; positive regulation of apoptotic process; proteolysis. Gene Ontology annotation, cellular component: extracellular region.
UGAAGUUUUUUCUCUUCACUAGGGUGGGAUUUGAAGCGUCUUCUUUGAGGGCUCCUCCUCUUAAACCUCAGGCCAUAUAGUGCACAUGGUGCAGAUUUAAUAGAUCUGCACUUGAGGAGCUGCUGAGAGUAAAAUCACAAUCAGGAGCUACGAUGCUGAGUCCUGGGAGCUGGUGUUGUGGCUUUGUAGCAGUUUGGGGAGGCAGGCGAUGAGCACCAGGCAAAUCUCUGUCUCGUGUACCUGCAGCACAAACUCUCAUGAUCAUGUGGGAAGUAAAAGUGGUGGUGUGUCUGCUCGCGGCCUCGCUCAUUCGCGCGCGGCUCGUCACGCACAGACCGGAGAGAGGAUGCCCGGAUGCGUGUGAUCCAUCCCGCUGCCCGUUCGCCCCGGACUCCUGCUUCUUCGGCGUGGUGAGGGACGCGUGCCACUGCUGUGCGGUGUGCGCCUCCGGGGAGGGUGACCCGUGCGGUGAGCGGGGCCGCGCGCGCUGCGGCGACGGCCUCCGCUGCGAUCGCGCGGCGGGGGCUCGCACGUGCGCGUGCGUCACCUCUGGACCCGUCUGCGGAAGCGACGGUCGCACAUACCCGAGUGAGUGCCGCCUCAGAGCCGAGAACCGGAAGGCCGAGCGGAGCCGCGCGCCCGCUGUCAUUCCUCUCCAAAAAGGCGCGUGCGAGUCCGGUUCUCAGAACCCCAGCAGCAUGCGCUACAAAUUCAACUUCAUAGCAGACGUAGUGGACAAGAUCGCUCCUGCAGUCGUUCAUCUGGAGCUGUUCAGAAGACUACCAUAUACAAACCAGGAAAUGCCAGUGUCCACUGGCUCAGGGUUUAUUGUGUCAGAAGAUGGCUGGAUAGUCACUAACGCCCAUGUACUAUCCAACAAACAGCGAAUUAAAGUGGAGCUGAACAACGGUGUCCAUUAUGAUGCUAUGAUCAAAGACAUGGACCAGAAAUUAGACAUCGCUCUAAUUAAGAUUGACUCAGAGGGGGCUUUGCCUGUCCUGUCUCUGGGCCGCUCCUCUGACCUGCGGCCGGGCGAGUUCGUGGUGGCCGUCGGCAGCCCGUUCUCUCUGCAGAACACCGUCACAACAGGGAUCAUCAGCACCACGCAGCGCGGUGGCCACGAGCUCGGCCUCCACAACUCCGACAUGGAGUACAUCCAGACCGACGCCAUCAUUAAUUACGGCAACUCCAGAGGGCCCCUUGUUAAUUUGGAUGGAGACGUCAUCGGCAUAAACACGCUGAAGGUCACGGCAGGAAUAUCAUUUGCAAUUCCCUCGGACCGGAUACGGCAGUUCCUCGCAGACUCCUACAAGAGACAAAGGAAAGGGAACACGCAGCCCAAAAAACGAUAUAUGGGGCUGAGAAUGUUUCAGCUGACGCCAUCUUUAAUCAGGAACCUGAAAGAGAGGGAGACCGAUUUCCCAGAUGUCAGUUCAGGAGUGUACGUCUACGAGGUGAUCCCUGGAACGGCUGCCUCCAGCGCUGGCCUGAAGAACCACGAUGUGAUCAUCAGCAUUAACGGCAAACCGGUUCAGAGCACGGACGACGUGAGUCAUGCGGUGCAAUCAGCCGAAACGCUCUUGGUGACGGUGCGGCGCGUCCACGAAACCGUCGCGCUAACAGUUGUUCCCGGAGAACUGGAGUGACAGCUCUGGCCGGCUGCGUCCCGGACACCAUUGGUGUCGGCCACAAUCUAAGACUUCCUAUUAGUCAGUAUUUUCGCUAUUCUUGGUGGUGACAGGACUAUACGUAUUACCCAUGAUGCACUGUGAACAAACGGUCAGUUUUAAUACAAAGAAAUAGCUGCUAGCAGCGAGUAGGUUUACAUAUCUAAAAACUUCAUCGUUAAGCACUAAUUAGUUGAUUAGCUAUCAGUGAUUCGUUUCCGAGUAGGCUACGGAAGUACGUUAUUUUUUACACAAACACAAUACAACACAAUACGCUCCUC